Messenger RNA from Thlaspi arvense, 1401 nucleotides. NCBI's taxonomy places the organism in Eukaryota, Viridiplantae, Streptophyta, Magnoliopsida, Brassicales, Brassicaceae. The record is from the annotation of a GenBank genome assembly.
AUGACGACGGCGAUCGAACCUCAGUCACUGGAAAAGCUCAGUCUCAAAUCUGUAAAACGAGCUCUUGAUCUUUUCUCCCCCGUCCAUGACCAGUUCGCUCCGCCUGAUCUCGAAAGUAAAAAAGUUCGUCUCUGCCAUAAGAUCAUCUUCCUCAGCAACUCGCUGACUUUCUUCGAUCGAUUGUUUGAGCUUUGUGUAGCGUAUUACAUUCAAGUUGCAUUCGGAGGCGGGUCUAAGCCUACACGUAGAGCUGACCAUAACAAUGAACAUAUAGCUCCAUCGAAUGCCCUUUCCCUUCCAGAAGGUUCCAAGGGCGCAACAGAGAAAGCUUUGGUUGUUGGUCAAACUUUACCUCCAAGAAACUUAAAUCUGUCAACUUCUUCUUUAACGGAAAGAACACCUAGUAGAUGGCCCCGUCCAGUGUGGCAUGCGCCAUGGAAGAAUUACAGGGUGAUCCAGGGACACUUGGGCUGGGUUAGAUCUGUUGCCUUUGACCCAAGUAAUGAAUGGUUUUGCACUGGUUCUGCUGAUCGUACCAUUAAGAUAUGGGAUGUAGCGUCUGGAGUUCUGAAGCUCACACUUACUGGACACACUGGGCAAGUACGAGGCCUUGCUGUAAGCAACAGACAUACCUAUAUGUUCUCUGCUGGUGAUGACAAGCAAGUCAACUGCUGGGACCUUGAGCAGAACAAGGUUAUCCGAUCUUACCAUGGUCAUUUGAGUGGUGUCUACUGUUUAGCACUUCAUCCAACUCUGGACGUUUUACUAACCGGAGGGGGAGACUCUUUCUGCAGGGUAUGGGAUAUCCGUACGAAGAUGCAAAUUUUUGCACUCUCGGGACAUGGAGAAGGCGUUUGUUCCGUUGUCACCCGUCCAACUGAUCCACAAGUUAUCACUGGAUCUCAUGAUUCAACCAUUAAAUUUUGGGACCUCCGAUAUGGUAGAACAAUGACAACCCUAACGGAUCAUAAGAAAGCUGUCCGAGCAAUGGCUCUCCUUCCGAAAGAGAAUGCUUUUGUUUCCGCAUCAGCUGACAACACCAAGAAAUUUAGCCUACCUAAGGGAGAAUUAUGCCACAAUAUGCUCUCACAGCAAAGAGCCACAAUAAACGCAGUGGCUGUGAACGAGGAUGGUGUAAUGGUCACUGGAGGUGAUAAUGGAAGCUUAUGGUUCUGGGACUGGAAGAGUGGUCACAAUUUCCAACAGGCAGAAACUAUUGUACAGCCUGGUUCGCUGGAGUGUGAAGCUGGUAUAUAUGCAGCGUGUUACGAUCAGACGGGUUCAAGGCUGGUAACGUGUGAAGCAGACAAGACAAUAAAGAUGUGGAAGGAAGACGAGAAUGCAACUCCUGAAACUCAUCCUCUCAACUUCAGACCUCCCAAAGAUAUCAGACGCCACUAA